GCGAUGCCUUCUUUUGGGUUCACGUGUAACCGAGCUAAAACAUGGCGUCUCUCGUUGAAGCAGUUGCUGUUUCGGACAGCGGAGAGUAUUUGGCGCAUUCCAGCUCCGAUGGCCGGUUAAAGUUAUGGGACACGUCAACGGGUAGACUGAAGCAAGAGUACACGCCGAGCGCGCACCUCUCCGCAAAGUGCACUUGCCUGUCCUGGGGACCUACGCGGCAGGGCUUCGCGACGCACAAGAAGAGAAAGCGGCAAAAAACAAGCGACGAUGCUGCCGAUGCCUUGUCUGAAGCCAGCCUCUUGGCGAUGGGGACAGCCGAGGGAACCGUUCUGCUGUACAGCCUCACCAGAGGAGAUCUGCACAGCGAGCUCACAGGAGGCCACACAGCAGCUGUAAAUGGCGUCUCGUGGCACGCCAACUCAGACUCGCUGUUCAGUGUUUCUGAUGACCAACACAUCGUUCACUGGAGUGUCUCCUCAAGCAAGGUCAAAAGUAAAUGGAAAGCCGAUCGUCACAGUGUCUAUGCCGUUGCUGCCGUCGAUGCCAACACAGUACUCACAGCCAGCAGCAGUAUCAAGUGGUGGAAUGUAGACACAAAAUCAAUCGUAAUGAAGUUCACAGGUCACGUAACCGAGGUGAGACAGAUUUUGCCUGUGUUUGUGCCCAGCAAGACCAGUGAAGGGAGAACCUACUUUCUGACUUGUGCAGCCAACGAUCGGCAAGUGAGUGCAUGGCACCUUGAGAAAGGAGCCAGUUCAAGCUCAUUGGCCAACUUUGUGCUCUCGGAGGAAGCAGUACACAUCAGCAUUUCACAUACAUCAGAGAACAGCAAGACGGCACACCUCUCAGCAGUGACCAAGUCCGGUGCCCUGCAUAUAUUUGAACUGCAGCUGAACGGGCGCUGCAGGACACCCGUGCAGCCCAAGUUCACCGUGCAGGUGGCCACCGAGACCCAGAAUGGCAAGGCACCCAAGCCACAGCCAGUGGCCAUCCUGGCGGCCGCCUUCUGCCCCACUGGCGACCGCCUUCUACUCUGCUACAACAGCUUCCUGUCGCCUAGCUUCGAGCAUCUGAACAUCGCAACAGACCUGCGUGAACAAACAUGGCUGGUUCGGCAGGUGAAGCCACCUGUUUCCUGCAGUACGGAGGAUGGCAUUUCCCAGGUCAAGCAACCAGUGCAACCCACACGAGAGGUGACGACGCUGGCCCCCGGCCAUUUGGCACCCAGUAUCGGCAAGCGCAAGACACCGGCCGACUCUAUGGGACAGCUGCCCAUGGAGGAACGGCUUCUGGCCGUCGCACAGGCGAGUGGCAAGGAGCCCCCGCGGGCAGACAACCUGUCGCAGCUGCUGCUGCAGGGCCUGCAGAGCGAGGACCCCAGGCUGCUAAACAGCGUGCUCCAGCGGACGGAUGAAGCAUUGCUGCGCAACACGGUGCGGAGGCUGCCACUGUCCAGUGUCAUGUCCUUGUUGAAGGAGCUGCAGCAGCGGAUGCACAGCCGUGGAUCUGGGGUGUACCCCUACAUGAAGUGGACCAAGACGGUGGUUUCAACGCACACCUCCUACCUGAUGACGUGCAAGGAGGCCGGUACACUACUCAAACCGCUGCUUGAGCUGCUCGAAGCUCGGACCGAGAUGUUCGAGAAGGUCUGCAGGCUCAGGGGCAAGGUGGACCUCAUCAUGGCACAGGUGGCAACAAGGCACGAGGCUGUGGAAUUGCCUACCGAGCCUCUCUGCCUCGUGAAUGAUGACUCAUCAGAUGAUGACAUGGACCAGGACCCAGAGGGCCCGGACACUGACGGAGAAGAGAGCAACAUCUGGGAGCUGUCGGACGGUGAAAGAAGCCAGAGCGAAGCAGACGAGAACUCUGGUGUAGAAGAUGGAGAAGCUGGUUCUGAUCAAGAAAGCAGCCAAGACGAAGAUGAUGGUUCGGACAUUGCAUGACAGCAGCAUAUGUACCAUGUACAGAUCAAAGAUGUCUUGUAAAAAUAUGCAACACUCAUUGCACCAAUUAAAGAAAAGCAGCCGUGCA
Molecule: messenger RNA, 2031 nt
Organism: Dermacentor andersoni
Lineage: Eukaryota; Metazoa; Arthropoda; Arachnida; Ixodida; Ixodidae
Product: WD repeat-containing protein 43
Biological process (GO): maturation of SSU-rRNA from tricistronic rRNA transcript (SSU-rRNA, 5.8S rRNA, LSU-rRNA)
Cellular component (GO): nucleolus
Molecular function (GO): protein binding
Source: RefSeq, a predicted model, not a curated record